Xenopus laevis (African clawed frog) is the source of this 1674-nucleotide messenger RNA. RefSeq lists its product as uncharacterized. The transcript has 7 exons. The record is from RefSeq and is a predicted model, not a curated record. Lineage: Eukaryota; Metazoa; Chordata; Amphibia; Anura; Pipidae. The coding region runs from base 171 to 689 and encodes 172 amino acids.
CAUUCUACUAAGUAGUGCGCGGAGGCGGAAGACGCUGCUUUAGGCGACUGUAGAUAACUGGUGGCGUAUCACUGCGCUACGCGGAACCUUGCGCACGCACACGGAUAAGUUGGGAGUAUGGGAAAGGCGUAAGGGCGGCAGAGGCAUGGUCCCUCUGUGUCAUUUCUAAGAUGGAAGUCAAGAAACUAAUAGGCAAAUCCCUUCAGCCAGCAAGGCCCAUUCGUCGAGUUGUAAUGCAUAAAGGACCAAUGCCUCCUUCUUUGCUAAAAAAUCUCAGCUUCAAUCAGGAGAAGUCAAGCCACGUCACGGCACUGGAUUCAGGUGUGUGUAACAGAUCUUACAUGGACCCCAUAAUAGACUCAGAACCUGUGUUUAUGUUUAACAUCCGGGCUGAGUUCACAGACUGCCUUAUAAAUGAUAUUGAGCAGCAACUUGAUUUGUGGUGCUCAAUUAGCAACCAUGAUGAGCCAGUAAAGGAUUCAAUGGUUCCGACUCAAGCUGAAGCUCUACAACCUGAAGCAAAAAAAGCAGAUGCUGCUGGAAGAAUUACCUACACCAGAGAUUUCCUGGUUGAGUUAUCAAACGUGUCGGCAUGCAGAAAGAGACCACAAUAUUUACCAGAUCAUCCUAUUGUUCUGAAGGAGCCGAUCUGUAAUAACACCCACGCUACUCAAUUCCUGAACAACUGAUGCCAAGUCAUAAAGUUUGUCUACAGUCUCCUCCAGUGUCUUCAGCAGAUACUCCCCAUACACAGUUCACUAGUGUGAAAUUCCGCCACUCUCCAUUCAUUUCUUUGGGAUUUUUAAAAUUGUAUUUUCAAUGGGUGAAAGUGAACGUUGGCCCCUAAAAUAUGCCUUUAGAGAUGCAUGGAGAGUGGCGGAAUUUCACUCUAGUGGCCUGUGCUGAUCUCUGACUUCACUCCUCGAUAAAUACGUCCCAGCAAGAGAAGCCGUAUUCCCUUAAUGUUACUUUAAUUGCUUAAAGGGAAAUGAGCAGAGAAUGUGACUACACCUUGAGGAACGUCGCGCUUUCCAGUGAUCGCUACUUGUAACAUCUGUUUUGGAAGAAUAUUCUCCUCCUCGGCAGCAGAUGUUCUGAAGCACUUUUGUAUAUAUUUAUUUAUGUUGUAUAUAAUCUAAUUGCCAGUGUGAGUAUUCGGGAAAUAUCUGCUGGAAAUAAGACUCUGGACCUUUCGUUUCUAUUUAAAUGUAACCUCUUUAAAUAUUUUGUAAAUUAGUCCAUGCAGAAAAAAACGGAAUCUUUUGAAUUAGAGAUUCACUGAAUCCAGGAUUUGGUUCAGGAUUCGCCCUUUUUCAGCAGGAUUCCGAUUCGACCAACUCCUUGUAUCUGGUCGAACCGAAUCUGAAUCCUAAUUUGCAUAUGUAAAUUAGGGGCAGGUAGGGUAAUCGCGUGACUUUUUUUGUCACAAAAGAAUUGUUUCUACGUUUUCCUUUCCUGACCAUAAUUUGCAUAUGCAAAUUAGGAUUCGGUUCAUAUUUUGGACGAAACUUUCACCAAGGAUUUGGCCGAAUCCCAAUUAGUGGAUUCGGUGCAUCCCUAUUUUGAAUAUGAGGUCUAUGGACUUCUGAGAAAGAUGCUGGCUUAAGUAUUUCUGCGAGUUUGGUCAGAAAGAGAUUGCUGUGUUAAGAAACUGCAUAAAGGAUUUUUCCAAAA